Phalacrocorax carbo (great cormorant) is the source of this 13326-nucleotide messenger RNA. The record is from RefSeq and is a predicted model, not a curated record. NCBI's taxonomy places the organism in Eukaryota, Metazoa, Chordata, Aves, Suliformes, Phalacrocoracidae.
GCCGCCCCUGCGCGACUCACGGGCACCGGGCGCACCCGCCGCCGCCGGCCCCCCCACCCCGCCGCCGCCGCCGCCGCCGCUGCCGCCGCGCACCCCCGGCCCCCGAGCCCGGCGCUGCAGGAUGCCGGGGGGCAAGAGAGGGCUGGUGGCACCGCAGAACACCUUCCUGGAGAACAUCGUCCGGCGCUCGAGCGAAUCCAGUUUUCUGUUGGGAAAUGCCCAGAUUGUGGACUGGCCUGUAGUUUAUAGUAAUGACGGUUUUUGUAAACUCUCUGGAUAUCAUCGAGCUGACGUCAUGCAGAAAAGUAGCACUUGCAGUUUUAUGUAUGGUGAACUCACAGACAAGAAGACCAUUGAAAAAGUCAGACAGACUUUCGACAACUAUGAGUCAAACUGCUUUGAAAUCCUCCUCUACAAGAAAAACAGAACCCCAGUUUGGUUCUACAUGCAAAUUGCACCUAUAAGAAAUGAGCAUGAAAAAGUGGUUUUGUUCCUGUGCACUUUUAAGGAUAUCACUUUGUUCAAACAACCAAUUGAAGAUGAUUCAACUAAAGGUUGGACAAAGUUUGCUCGGUUGACGCGGGCCCUGACAAACAGCCGGAGCGUGCUGCAGCAGCUCACGCCGAUGAACAAGGCCGAGGUGGUGCACAAACACUCCCGGUUAGCCGAAGUUCUCCAGCUGGGAUCUGAUAUUCUUCCUCAGUACAAGCAAGAAGCUCCAAAGACUCCACCACAUAUUAUACUACACUAUUGUGCUUUUAAGACCACUUGGGACUGGGUCAUCUUAAUUCUAACCUUCUACACAGCAAUUAUGGUUCCAUAUAAUGUCUCCUUCAAGACAAAACAGAACAACAUUGCCUGGCUUGUGCUGGACAGUGUCGUGGACGUUAUUUUUCUGGUUGACAUUGUUUUGAACUUUCAUACGACCUUUGUUGGCCCUGGUGGAGAGGUUAUAUCUGAUCCCAAACUCAUAAGGAUGAACUACCUGAAAACGUGGUUUGUGAUUGAUCUUCUGUCCUGUUUACCGUAUGACAUCAUCAAUGCCUUUGAGAACGUGGAUGAGGGGAUCAGUAGCCUCUUCAGUUCCCUAAAAGUGGUGCGUCUUCUACGACUUGGUCGAGUUGCCAGGAAGUUGGACCAUUACCUGGAAUAUGGUGCUGCUGUACUGGUACUGUUGGUGUGUGUGUUUGGACUGGUGGCCCACUGGCUAGCCUGCAUAUGGUACAGCAUCGGGGACUACGAAGUUAUAGAUGAAGUCACUAAUACAAUCAAAACAGAUAGCUGGCUCUACCAAUUGGCGCUGAGUAUCGGGACACCAUAUCGAUACAACACCACUGGCUCAGGGCAGUGGGAAGGAGGACCCAGUAAAGACUCCUUGUACAUAUCCUCUCUCUACUUUACCAUGACAAGCCUUACAACAAUAGGAUUUGGAAACAUAGCACCAACCACUGAUGGAGAGAAGAUUUUUUCGGUGGCCAUGAUGAUGGUUGGCUCUCUUCUUUAUGCAACUAUUUUUGGAAACGUCACCACCAUUUUCCAGCAAAUGUAUGCCAACACCAACCGAUACCAUGAAAUGCUGAACAACGUGAGGGAUUUCCUAAAAUUAUAUCAAGUCCCAAAAGGCCUUAGUGAAAGAGUCAUGGAUUAUAUUGUCUCAACCUGGUCCAUGUCUAAAGGAAUUGACACAGAGAAGGUUCUCUCAAUUUGCCCAAAGGACAUGAGAGCAGAUAUUUGUGUGCACCUAAACCGGAAAGUUUUUAACGAGCACCCUGCCUUCCGGCUGGCUAGCGACGGCUGCCUGCGAGCCCUGGCUGUGGAGUUUCAGACGAUCCAUUGCGCCCCGGGGGACCUCAUCUAUCAUGCUGGGGAAAGCGUUGAUGCUCUUUGCUUUGUGGUCUCAGGAUCCCUAGAAGUCAUCCAGGACGACGAGGUGGUGGCUAUUUUAGGUAAAGGCGAUGUGUUUGGUGAUAUCUUCUGGAAGGAAACCAGUCUGGCCCAUGCAUGUGCCAAUGUACGGGCUCUGACGUACUGCGAUUUACAUAUUAUUAAACGAGAAGCCUUGCUUAAAGUGUUGGACUUUUACACUGCUUUUGCAAACUCGUUCUCAAGGAAUCUCACGCUCACCUGCAAUUUGAGGAAACGGAUCAUCUUCCGGAAGAUCAGCGAUGUCAAGAAGGAAGAAGAGGAGCGCCUGCGCCAGAAGAACGAGGUGACGCUGAGCAUCCCUGUGGACCACCCUGUGCGGAAACUCUUCCAGAAAUUCAAACAGCAAAAGGAAAUGCGUAAUCAAGGCUCAACUCACAUCGACCCGGAAAGGAACCAGCUUCAGGUGGAAAGCCGGAGCGUGCAGAAUGGGGCCUCCAUCACAGGCACCAGUGUGGUCACUGUGUCCCAGAUCACCCCCAUCCAGACAUCCCUGGCUUACAUGAAAACCAGUGAGGCUGUGAAGCAGAACAACAGGGAUGCAAUGGAGCUCAAGCCAAACGGAAACGGAGACCAAAAAUGUCUGAAAGUAAACAGUCCCAUACGGAUGAAAAACGGGAACGGGAAAGGGUGGCUUCGACUGAAGAACACGAUGGGGACCCACGAGGAGAAGAAGGAGGACUGGAACAACGUUACGAAGGCUGAGUCCAUGGGGUUACUGUCCGACGACCCCAAGUGCAAUGACUCGGAGAACGGUGUAAAUAAAAACCCACUGAGGAAAACAGACUCUUGUGACAGUGGAAUAACAAAAAGUGACCUUCGCUUGGAUAAAGCUGGUGAGACUCGCAGCCCCCUGGAGCACAGCCCCAUUCAGGCUGAUGCUAGGCAUCCUUUCUACCCUAUUCCUGAGCAGGCCUUACAAACCACGCUGCAGGAAGUCAAGCACGAACUCAAAGAAGAUAUCCAGCUGCUAAGCAGUAGGAUGGCUGCCCUUGAGAAGCAGGUGGCAGAAAUUUUAAAAAUAUUGUCUGAAAAGAACGUACCCCAGAUCUGUUCCCCCAAGUCUCAUUUAUCACCCCAGAGGCCCCCCCAGAUACCCUGUCAGGAUAUUUUUAGUGUUUCAAGGCCUGCAUCACCUGAAUCAGAAAAAGAUGAAAUCCACUUUUAGCAUAUACCUAUGUGUAUAUAUGUAUACAGUAUAUAUGCAGAGGUGUAUAUAUACCUUUAUACAUAUAUAUGUGUGUGUAUACAGUAAAUAUAUAUACAUAUAUAUUUUCACUUGCAUCCAAUAUGACUUGAACACACCAAGGAUUUUGAUAUGUAAAUAUUGCAUGUCCAGCUGGAUUCUGGCCUGCCAAAGAAAACAAUUAUUAACAUAGAUAUUGCUUGUAUAAUAUGCAGUUGACUGCAUGCACACUUUACAUUUAUUUAUAAUCUCUAUUAUGUAAUAAAAGAAUGACUUUUGUUUAACAAAGGCAAUGUACUAUUUAAAGAAUCAGGGUCUAACCUGCCAAUAUUGCCAUGACAGUUUUGAUCUCAGGCUGGGUGAAUUGAGCUUUUAUUUCCUCACUGUCUUUUCUGCCGAGUUAAACAGUAGAUUAACGUGACCACAUGGAGGACACAUUCAGACUCCAAUUAGUAUUGUUUCCUGGUAUCAUCCCAUUACAAUAUACUGUAUAUUUGGUGAUUAAUUCCCCUACUCCUCCUAAAGGGAGGGCUCAGCUCCGUGGCCAGGGAAGGGCACCACGUCUGGUGCUGGAGUGGAUCACUGGAAUUUAGUCAUGUGGGUAUCGUGCAUGCACAGCCUUUUAUUUGAAGUAUCCUCCUGCUAUUUUAACAUUGUAAGUAAGAAAUAAUAACAGUGAUUUAUGUAACAAAAUGAAGCUAACAGAAACUCUCUCAGCUGCACUCCCUGUGUGUUUGGGGGUAACCUCUUUCUUGAAAGCCUCCUUUUACUGAUGCCAUUUUUACUGAACUGUUAGAGUAACAUUAUGUAGAUUCUCUUCGCAGCACUCAGCGAUGUUGUCCGGUUCUGUCAGUAUCCUUGUUAGGAUGUCCUGUUUUUGCAGGGUUGAAGUUGCUCUCCCACUGUCCCACUCCAUUGCCCCUGGCAGAAAGACUUUGCACAAGGUCUGAGCGAGGGAGAGGGCAAGCAUAGCUCAGCUCCUCAGGAGCCAUGUGAGCAGGUUUGAAAGCCUGAAGUUAAAAGGCUGCAGUUAAUUUCCUUCCACUCUUUUUUCUGAGGACAUUUAUCAGCCUGCAACUGCCUUUGAGAAGUAGAGAAAAUAACUGGUCAGGAUGAAAUUCCCGUUAGUCCAAGGCAUCUGGAUGAUAAUGGUUGGGUGGGAGAGUGGUGGGUGUGUUGGGGAGAUGAAGCCCUCCCUAGGGUGCUGCCCGCUGUUCUUGCCUUGGACUCAUGGAAGGUUUUGGUGCAUGAGGUGGGGCACACUUCAAGAGCAGGCUUGCAGUGCCCACGCAGCCAGUCGUCACCUGUACUAAGUCCUUUAGGUCUGUGUCAGAUGCUCUAACCCUUCUCUUAACUGGCUCCCAUCAGCAUCUCCCAGUCUGUACCAUGGUCAGACCCCAUCCCCACCCCCUAGGCUGGAACAUCGCCCUCCACGCGGUGCUGCUGGCUUCGCAGGGCUGCAGCAGGGCAGGCUCUUGCUCUGGAUCCUGUUUGUUCCUCUGUUUGGAGCUGAGGUUUUGGGCUCUACCUGGGUCUGCACCUGAGUGUGGUGUGGUUUUUUGCCUCUCCAUUUGUACUGGUUUUGAAUCCAGAUACACGUGAUGCAUAGCAGAAAUGGCCAUCGCAGCUUCAGCAGUGUUAACUGGUACAGCUUGAGGCCAGCCCAGCAGAGUGCAAUUGGUCCUUCAGAGAAGGAUUUCCCCUCCACACUUAAAUGGCCUCUUGCAUCAAGAUCCCGUAUUUUCAAAAGUGCCUAGAGUAAAACAAGACAUUACUAUCAAUCAGGUAAAUAAAAGACAUGUUUAUAAUUAGUGGGCAUCCUUACCAGACACCAAUACCAGAUCCAUUGCUUAAUAUUCAUAAACUAAACUGAACUAAACUACAUUGCUUCCUGAAAAACUAAAAAAAAAGCAAAACCAAACAAAAAAAAUCAAAACCAAACCAAACAAACAAAACCCAAAAAACCCUAUCAUUUGCAGUAGGGGCAAUUAGGAACCCGCAUCUUAGGGUGAUCAUAUCUUCUACUGUGAAAUCCAAACCCAUAAACCCAAAAAAGUUCAUAAGAAAGCCAUAGAAGUCAUUGCUUCCAUUGUGUCAAUUCCUAGAGGUUUUUUGGAAGAUGGAGGUCUUUCUCAUUUGUUGUUCCUUUCUGGCUGGUUUCUGCCCCUUCUCCAGUUCCUUUAUUUAGGAAAUUAUAGACAAAAAAGGAAGAACAAAAAGCCACCGAAAGGGACAACUCUUCCCAAAGCCUAGUGGUCAGGCUGCCUGCUCAUUAUAGUUUCCCACAGCUGCAGUUGCCAAUGUCAAAACUUUCAGGUGUGUUUGGCAGCUACUGUUCUGAUGCAAGUGCAAAUCUGUAACUCUGCAACCAUGCUUUGGUCUGCAAGGGCAAACGGCAGGACCUUCAAGGUCCUAGUCGUCCUAGUCUAAAUCCUACCCUGGGACUUUGAAAGAAUCAGGGGGUUAUAGUGUUAGGGAGUUAUGGGGUUGCUGCAGGUUGCUGGAGUAUGUGCAGACCUUGUGGGUACAAUUUAAGUGCCAAGCUUUGAAGAUUUAAAUGUUCUUACCUGACUUGGAUUGAUGGUUAAGAGACACACAACAACUGCCCAGAGCUGCCCAGUGACUAGCUGAGUCACAUAGGCUGUCUGGGGGCCAGAUUUUGGUAAAGUUCAUUGAAUGCAUGAAUCUGUUGUGAUGAGAUGCUGCAAAAGAGCCAUCAGGGUAAUGGGUAUGACUUUGUUAGAAAGCUUUAGCCUUAAUGGCAUUCCUCUGCCUUUGUGAAGGACUUCUUUUCUUUCUCUGUAACUGAUAUUAAUUCUAGAUGGAACUGCAUGGCAUGCAAAGGGAUCUCUGUUUAGGUUUAUCUUGCAAGUCAGGUGUAACUUGGUGCCACUUUACAAUGAGAGAACAUGUAACAGGAUUAAUCUGGCCUUGGAAAAUAUUUGAGCCCCGAAUGUCUAUUACAGUUCAAGUUUAACUCAACUGGUUAAAACAUGUAGUGGCUAAAAGCCAUAAAUAGUGUAAAAUACCACGUUCAUGAAACAAAUACAGUGUUUCCAGGUCCACAGCUAGUACUGCUUUGACUCUGAUAUGCCAAUCUUGUCCACUGCAAGUUCAGCUUGUACCCUGUAUGAGGCAGUAGCGCGAUGGGUGUCUUGCAAACAUGAUGAAUGCAGCCUGCAGAUGGGCUAUCCCAGGCUCUGUGUGCUGGGGCUGCAGCUGGAGGCCCAACUUGCAGGAGUGACUCUGGUGGCUAUUGCUCUGAAAACUUGGCUUGUACAAUUCUGAAGCACUUUGCCUCCAAAAUUUCCUGAUCGGAGCAUUACAUGUUGUUUCAUGGAGUUGUUAUGGAGGCACUGAUUCAGCUUUCCCGUCGCCUCGCGGUUGUGCAUGAUGCAGUUCGGCUCUGGGUGUGCCGGCUCAAGCAGCAGCGUUGGACGAGAUGAUCUCGAGAGGUCCCUUCCAAUGCCCAUGAUUUUGUGAUGCUGUGUGAUUCUGUGCUGCGAUUGGGGCGUUCCUUUUCUGUUAAAGCAUGAGUCAUAGUCUUGGUCUUGUAGUUCAGGCUUGACUGAAAGCAACCACCUUUAGUCAUUAAGUGCAAUAAGGACACAAAUGUGUCUCUUCCGCCUAAGCCAAUGCUCAAGCAGCUACCUGCCACGUGGAGGGAGCUCUUGGCUGCAUGCUUCCCUUUCCUUUGAGAGCUGUAUACCAGUACGGAUCCUGCCACACGCUGGGAGCAGCAUUCUUAGCACUUACCUUGUGCUUUGUGUGUUCAAAGCGUUUUACCUGCACACAAGUGGAUUUUAUCUUUCCAGACUUUGAAAUAGAAACAAAAUAUGUACAGAAAAGUAAACACUUUCCAAAGCAAAUGAACUACAGUAUCUUUAAUAGUAUUUUUGUGUAAUAAAAGAUAGAACAGCACUUAAGGAUAACAGCUGAAAAAAAUUAAUUGUUGUAAUGAAGAUCCAGUUCUUCUGAAUUUAUAUUUGUAAAUCCUUUUUUCCCUCCUUCUGUCUUUGCCAGGGGUUAGAGCAGAGCUGACUCUGGAAGUGACAGACUUAAGCUUUGCCCAUUUCUCUUUUCCCUGUUCUGGAGAAGUAGCACAACUAUAGGGACUCGAUGCUGCAGGCACUGACGUUUAGGCUCAUUGCGAGAUUCUGAUUCAGUCUUCAUUUACCACCACAUGGUAAGAAACCCUGUCACACAGGUGUGAACUGAAGGCUGAAUCUGAUGAUCGUAUUGGACCUUAAAGUCUAUUUUGGAUCCCAGAAUAUUUUAGAAAACUGGCAGCUGCAGCAUUAUCGUUGUAUUGCUUGCAAGCCUUGAGCAGUUGCUCUGGAAGUAACUGAGACUGUUACAGAGAUGUCAUCAUUUGCAUGGGUCAGAAAACAGAUGCGAUCAUGAAAUAGCUUGGAGGCUUUUUGGGGCAAAAGAUGUCCUGAACUGGAAGGGAAAAUAAAAAGUCAAAGGUUUGAUAAGGAAUUUGGGAAUGAGGAGGUAGAGGGAUGUAUUAUAAUGAAUUGACACUUUUUUUACUUGGAUUUUGAGUAUUUAGAAAAGACAAACCUAUCUUUUUGGAUGUCAGAAUUGGACAGAACAUUUGUUAAAAUAAGUAUUCUUUUCCUAAGUGAGGUGGCAUCAAAGUGAUACCUGUUCAAACUGUUCAAAUACCAUUUUCCUAUAGAAGAGAGUUUUAACAGCUUUUGUUAUAAUUGUUUUCAAUAGGCUGUAUGUAAAGGCUUUUUUUCAGUUCUGUUUUUGUACCAGAAGCUCCUGUGUUAAAACAUAUCUUUAGGUCGAUACGCUCUAUAAUGCUUUAUAGUCUUGCUGCUGACAUUCUUGUUAGAGAGGGUUUGAGAAGUAGGAUUCCUUUGGAGAAAGGCGUCUCUCCGUGGCGGCCUGGGCUCGGUGACUCUCCCAUCCUGAGCUGCAGCGAGAGCUGUGAGCACUAAACAGCAGUAGUUUGCAUUUUUCUUGGCACUUCUGGAUCUGCACUGAUUUCCUUCAGGGAAUUUAAGGAAGGAAAUAGAAAAGUUGACACCGUCAUUUUUCCUGGACGACCCCAGUCCGUCACCUAUGUCUGUGCCACCAGAGCAGUGUUUUCCCCAUGGAGCCUACAGGGAGGAAAAGUUUGAUUUAGCUAGAUUUCCACAUCUGGGUAUAGUUUUUGUAACUGUCUUCUUUUUAAUUUUUUUGGUACAAACAGGUAACAUGAUCUCUACAUUUUUUUGUUGGCUUUAAUAUGUUAUAGAGCAUUGCAAAAUUAAAUACAUUCUUAAAGCAGAGUGCUGAAUGGAGCUAAAAUAGACAAGAAGUCCACAUUAUUUCUGGCAGAAAAGCAGCAAAUUUUCUUACUGACAUAAAGAAAAUUUUGCAAAGAUGAGCUUUGUGAUACCUAACAAAUGACAAACAAAAUCAAAUCAUUCUUACUGAGGGUGCAUUUAAUUAUACAGAAAAUUGACCUUGUAUUGCACUGUGGGACAAGAAGGCAUAUAUUGAUUUUGAAUACUCAAAUGAUAGAAGCAUUCAAAAAGGUCUUGACCAGGCAAUGAUAAAUAAAUUAUAUUAAUUUAUUGUUGUGUUACUCAGCCUCCUGAUGCACGGCCGGUGGAACCAGGCACCUAGGGUAAUAUUCCCACAAACCUUUUUAUCCAUUGUCUAUAAAACAAAUAAGUGCAUUUCUUCAUUAUUUUCUGCUUGGAGAUGUAAGCUUGCUUGGCCCACAGUCUGAGACUCUUGGUGUGCACCAACCCUAUAUCUGGCUGUCUGCCAGGAAUACAUCAAUUAGCCUUAAUUAAAAGCCCAAUAAAAAGGAUUUUCUAUUAAGUUGGGCUCAGCCUGUCCCCCCCUUCCCCCCGUUAAGUGACGUGUCUCUGUGUUAGCUGGUUCAGAGCAGAUUCAGUUCAGGCUGAGCAAUGUCAGAGUAUGUUUCUGCCUGCCUGCAAAGGAUGUAUAGAUACAUCAUAUGUAUCUAUACCUACCCAUUUGGAAUGGGGACUCAGAUGUGGUCCAUUUAAGACAGGUCUUUCAGACAGGUGGGAUAAGUUGUCCUCUGGAGGUGCCAGUCUCUCAUCAUUUACUGUAGAGUAAUGACUUUAGAUUAGACACUUGAUUUGUAGACUGCUAGAGGGUAAAUGAAGUGAAUCCAACCCAUAACUCAAGCUCCCAGCCUGAUUUCCUUCGUAUAAAAAGGUACCUCUAAAAGGGACCACUUACCAUCUUUCCAGCACAGAAGCACUUUCAUACAGGUGACUAACAGUACAUGGAACAUAGAGAUGUCUCAGCGUGCAGCCAGAGACAGUGUGUUCAGCUCCUAAACUGCUAGUGAGAGCUCCAUAAAGACAUUCAGAUGCUCAGUUCCUGGCCUGUAGCGAUCAGUUUUUUAACUUUUUAUCCCAAUGCCGUGACAGGAUAGUCCAGGGACCCAUAUUUUCACAGGUGUAUAGCAGCUGAGAUGCUCUUCAUCAUGAUGCACAAUGCCAAGGCACAGGGGAAUCACCAGUCACUUUUGGACUGCCACUUUUGUGGGACCUUUGGCUGCUCUGGGGUAUUGAGGAUGUUAGGAGUCUUAUUGCUGAGCUGUGUCAUUCAGUGGAAAGAGGCCAAGGCUUGGAAUUGUCCAACAAAGGGAAAAACUGUAGUGAAGAACUUCCAAGGUAGACAGAGAGUGACUGACGGUCAGGCGAUUGCCCACACCACAGCAGAGCCCUGGCUCUGUGCUGUGCAAUGGGAGGAGAGAGCGGAGAGGGAGAAGAAAGGAUAUAAAGAAUGGUGUCCUAAAAUGGUGACAAAAUUUUACUGAAGUCAAUACUUACCAGUCUGUGCGUAGUGGCUGUUUGCGUCUUCAUCAUUUAUUUAUUUGGAAGUUGGCAGACUCCUCUUUCCUUCAGGUGGCAUUUAAGGAUGAGGCUGGCAGCCCUUCUGGGGAGGCAACUGUGGGACAGGGAAGGACCAUUAAAGGAUACUCAAAUACAGAUGCCCAAAAGGGAAAAUGUGGGCUUCAGGAGAGCCAAAGCCCUUACAGCUUGCCAAAGACCUGUAAGGACAGGGGAUAUAAUAUCCAAACUGUGUAGCAUCAAUGUAUGGACUUUAUAGUUGAAGUUGUCGCUGCUUUGAGCAGGGCGGUUGUACCAAACAAUUUCCAGAAGGUCCCUUCUCAGCUAUGUUGUUUUACUAUUCAGUGAUUCUGUAGAUUUUAAUAGCACAAACAGAGAGGAGGUAAAAUUCAAAGGUUCUUUGUUAUGUUCCAUUACUUUCUGGUUUCCAAUUUAAAUACCAUACUGAGGAAUGUGGUGCCAAUUUUCCAGAUAAUGAAUAUUUCUAAGAGCUGAUACUAAUCAAGCAGACACCAGGGAAAUUUGGCAUAUUCUAAAACUACGGCAUAUAAAUAAAUUAAGCCCUUCACUGGGCAUCAGCUAACAUCCACACUUGAUGCAAAUACUGAGAUAAAUGUCUUAGUGACCAUGCAGUUUCUGGAAGCAGCAGGCUAGUAUGGAUGCAUCAGCAGCGCCCACUCUCUCUUCCAACUUCUUUUGCAGCCCAGUGGAAGGUGACUGUAAUACCUGAAAAUGCCAUCCAAAAAGCAGUAGCAUUUGAGCUGAUUUUCAGAUUUGUGCUGGCAGACAUGCACAGCCAAGGCUAUAGGACAUGUGUGAAGGGCAGUGGCAAGCAGGUAUCUCAUUAGUGGCUAGGUCAGCAGGUGAUUCUCACCCCUCUGGAAUCAGCCCUCUCCUCUCGCUGUCAGAGUGUGGAUGCCAUUGGUGAAAUGGCCUGGGCUUGACCAAAAGGUCUGGGUAUGUCCGUGGGGCCCAUGCAUAUCCCUAGAGUCUGACCCAGCCCCAUUCCCAGGCUUAUUUCCUGCUUUUCUAGGCACAUUCCAAGGUUUACACCUGGCCCUAUUAGGUUAAACUGAAAAGCUAUUUUCCAGACUCUGUAACCUCCUCCAUAUCCCUCACGAGGCUACUCAAAAAAAUCCUUUCCAAUCUGUGGCUUAGCAGCAAGUCUCCAAAUAAAUCAGGGAUAAUAAGGCAAACCUUAUGCCAUCUCUGUGCAUCAUUUUAUUAAACAAACCUUAAUUUUUAUUUUAUUUAUGGUUCUUUGGAAAAUCUUGAACAGUACAGUGACCCAUAGAGUAGCAGGAAUUGGAGUGUUCACAUUUUUUAAUGAGCUAGUUUGAGAAGGGGAACUCAAGUGAGACACCAGCUUCACACUCAGUCCAGCAACUGCCAUGUGUGACCAUUUCCUCAGGUUUCCUCCUCCAGUUCCACCUUAGGUGAACUUUACCACCGGUGGCACUUUGAACUGAUGCCUUGCAGUGCCAGUAAAAGGCCUCUUCAUUUCCUCGGGCAGACGCUAGGGCUCUGCUCAACAUUUCCAUGUGCGGUAUGCCAGGACAUGCAGGCGCUUUCCUGUCCUGGGCUUGGUUUCAGAAGAAUUUCCUGAGUUGUUGCACCUCUUCUCUCUGUCACUGCUUUGUUUUCCUAGAAAAAAAACCCUUUUGUGCUCAUGGGCUGAUGGGGCAGGAGAGGACACGCUCGGCUCAUUGCAAGCAGGCGUGGAGCGAUGCAGUACGCUGCACUUUCUGGCUGAUCAGUUGGGAAUCCAGUUGCAUCCAAGGCUGCUGCCAGGAUAUUAGUCAGAGGUCACAGUUCAGUUUGUAAAUUGGGUGUCUUACCUGAGCUCUCAUGGAAAAAGUUUUGGGUUUUUUUUUUUCUAAAGCAAAACAAAAUUUCUGCUCUGCUUCUAAUUAGUCCUCUGUUCUCCCUGCAGGAUUAAUUACUGCCUUCUUCACUUGUAUCAACAAAUGCUGUUUGGCAACAGCUUCUUUUUUUUUCAUUUUAGGUAUAAUUAGGAGUCCUGACAUUACAAACAAGCUUAGUCAGGUGGUACUUAAAAAUUACAGGGCUGAAAUGUCACCUAAACUAGCAGUUUAAACCUAGCUUUUAAAUACCAACAACCUCAUUGGACUCGCUGCGUGUUCAGAGCUCAUCACUUUGGGUCAUCAGUACGUCUGUGUGACUGUCUUUCUCCUGAAAUCAAUAAGAGAAGGGUUUUUGUUCUGCGGGGUCUGCCCAUGGUGUGGCUCUUAGAAAAGGACUGUGGGUGCACGGGUGCAAUGGCACCUCCCAACUCUUCCUACUGCCCAUUGAUGCUCUAUAGAUUCCCAGUCACGUUUGUUUUUUUUUUUUUACUUAAAGGAAGGGCUGAGUGCCACCAACUGCAUAAUUCUAUCAGGUGGUAAAUUCAAUUUAUUGAGUGGGAGAGGCAGUAGCUAGCAAUAAGGCAGUAUUUGGGUUUUAAAAAUCUGUCUUGUGGGAAUUGGGCAAGCUACCAGAAAGACAAUAAAGAUUUAUUUGGCAAUGCAUGCCAAAGGAAUGCUACACAUGUGAGCGAGAGAAUUUAUUGAUACCAGUGAAAAAGCUCAUUAGUGUUAAAGUGCAAAGCAACUCUGUAAACAUACCUUUCAACUGUCCCAAUAAAAUCCCUGUACUCAGACAAGGGGAACUAAGGCUUCUUUCUGUGGAGUGCAGAACUGACUAAUCAGCUUUCCUAGGAAACUUGCACGCAAAACAUGUUUCCUCAAAUGUAAUAAUUAGCACUAUUUUACUAGCUAUUUUACAACUAACAUCCAUAUAUUUCCCCUGCCAGUAGUUUCACAGUGAUUCAAAGAUGCUCCUGAAGCUGGUACUGCAGUAUUUCUCAUUGGACAGGUCCGUUCCCUUCCUUGCUUGUCACUGAUUGUCGACUCUUUGCCCCUUAAGAGAGCUUGUGGCCCUGUAAGGGUGGUGGGACACCGCAAUAAACUUGCAGUUUGCAGGGAUGCGGUGGAGAUACAGGGUCACCAUAUUUUUUCUGGAAAACAUGCCAGUAGUAAAAAUACGCUUGCUAACUGUCUAAAGCUCCAAAGCCUUAUCAGCACAGUUUAUGUAACAAAAUCCCAUUAGUACUGCAAACUGUUCUCACAUGAGUUAGGACAUGAUAUGCUUCAUAAACCUUACAUAUCUAUUUGCUGGUUUUAUGCAUAUAGCACUUGGCUGGGGCUUUUACGUGCAGGUGUAGCUGCAUAUCUUGUGUUAAUUUCUGCCUGUUUUGAAAGCUGCGUAAUAGGAAGGAGAAUAUUUUCCACAACAAAAAGCAGUGUUUCCCUCCCUCCCUCCCUCCCUUCCUUCCUUCCUUCCUUCCUUCCUUCCUUCCUUCCUUCCUUCCUUCCUUCCUUC